Emiliania huxleyi CCMP1516 is the source of this 361-nucleotide messenger RNA. RefSeq lists its product as hypothetical. The record is from RefSeq and is a predicted model, not a curated record. Gene Ontology annotation, molecular function: RNA binding. Gene Ontology annotation, biological process: mitochondrial RNA processing; regulation of mitochondrial mRNA stability. Bases 6 to 353 code for a protein of 115 amino acids. Lineage: Eukaryota; Haptophyta; Isochrysidales; Noelaerhabdaceae. Gene Ontology annotation, cellular component: mitochondrial matrix; ribonucleoprotein granule. The transcript has a single exon.
ACGCCAUGCACGACACACGUGUGAGGGUCUCGGCGCUGCAGCGCUCCGUUUCGGCUGCCCUCGCCGCCGUCCGUUUCGGCUUCGAGGAGGAGUAUGUCGAGCCGCGCACCGGCUACUCGCUCGACCUGGCGCUGCCCUCGUCACGCAUCGCGAUCGAGGUGGACGGCCCCUUUCACUUCCUGCUGCCCGACUGCCGGGGUGUGCGCAAACCCAACGGGCCAACGCUGCUCAAGCGGCGCCUCCUCGCGGCGGCCGGCUGGCGGGUGAUCAGCGUUCCGUUCUUCGAGUGGGACGGCUUGCAUUCGGCCAGUGAGCGGCAAGCCUACCUGGAGAGAAUGGUCGCCUCGCAAUAGUAGUCUAC